This is a messenger RNA of Salvia miltiorrhiza (redroot sage), 2691 nucleotides long. Its product is annotated as putative late blight resistance protein homolog R1C-3. The record is from RefSeq and is a predicted model, not a curated record. The transcript is spliced from 2 exons. Bases 212 to 2431 code for a protein of 739 amino acids. Lineage: Eukaryota; Viridiplantae; Streptophyta; Magnoliopsida; Lamiales; Lamiaceae. Gene Ontology annotation, molecular function: ADP binding. Gene Ontology annotation, biological process: defense response to other organism.
ACAAGUUGAGUCUCUCACUCAAAAGAUUAAUUUCCUGCUCCAAUUUCUCCAAGGCUAUAACCCCCAUCGUGACUACUCCCAAGAAGCGGAUCCAUUGGAGUCUCGCAUUGCAGAUGCAGCUUAUGCGGCCGAACACGCCAUUGAAUCUCAUAUUUUCGAUGAGGUGAAAAAUGAUGGCUUGUAUGAAGCUCUCGAGAAGGUGAUAGAAGACAUGGCUUCUAUCGAAGAGGAGGCUAAGCAAAUUCAAGGGAGAGUUGGAGUCCAACAUCAGCUGCACACAAAGUCAACGCCUUUGGAUUCCUCGAGAUCUUCUUCGAUCCCUCAGCAGAAUAGCAUGGUGGGUGCUGAUGAUGUCAAGCUUCAAUUAAUGGAUAAGCUCACUUCUGAUCUCCUUCAUCUGCAAAUCAUUCCCAUUGUAGGGAUGGGCGGCUCCGGUAAGACCACUCUUGCUAGAUCUGUUUAUGAAGAACGUCUUAUUAAGGAGCAUUUUGAUAUUUGUGCGUGGGCUACCAUCUCUCAAGAAUACGUCAUUAGAGAUAUUUUUGCAGUAGUUCUUCGUCAGUUUAAUAUAGGAGUUGCUGACGAUUUGAAUGAGCAUGAAUUAGGAGAAAAAUUGUAUAAACAUCUUUAUGGUAGAAGAUACCUAAUUAUAAUGGAUGAUAUGUGGAGCAUUGAUGCUUGGGAUAGAGUUAGAAAUUAUUUUCCAAAUAACGAGAAUGGCAGCAGAAUAGUGGUGACAACAAGGCUAUCGGAUUUGGCUUCUACAUUACCCAACUCUAAUAGCCUUGGGAUGGAACUUUUGGAUGAGGCUCAUAGUUGGGAGCUUCUCUCCAAAACUGUGUUUGGGAAAGAAGGUUGCCCUCUUGAAUUGGAGGAAAUCGCAAAAAAGAUUGGAAAAAGCUGCAAAGGACUUCCAUUGUCAAUUGUUGUGGUGGGAGGCCUUUUGGCCAAAUCAAAGCAUGAAAGAAAGUUUUGGGAAUACAUAGGGGAAAACUUGAAUGCAAGUAUUAAUUUAGAGGAUGAUGAAUGUUGCUUGAAAAUAUUAUACAUGAGUUACAAGCAAUUACCAAUACAUUUGAAACCGUGUUUUCUCUAUAUGGGAGUUUUUCCCGAAGAUAAGAAGAUUAAAAUCUCAAAGCUCAUUAAAUAUUGGGUUGCAGAGGGAUUUGUGAAAUCAGUAAGUGGGAAAAGCUUGGAAGAGAUAGCAAAAGAGUAUUUAAAAGACCUUAUUGGUAGAAAUCUUGUUUUAAGGAGUACUAGAAAUCUUGAAGGAAAGAAGUGGUGCCAAAUUCAUGAUUUGUUGAGAGACUUGUGCUUGAGAGAAGCUCAAAAAGAGAGGUUUUAUAAUAGCGCAUCAGAUAAUGUAGCCAUAAGCGUCUUGCCUCCUAUGUCGCAAGCUCGUUGUUUGACGUGGAAUGUUGGACCAAAACUAUCACCUCUCAAUAUGAGCUUGUUGAGAAUAGUGAAAACAACUCGAGAUGAAUGGGACGAAGAAAAUUUAUUUGGACACCUGGAUCAAUUAGUUAACUCACGGUUCCUUUAUAUAGAUUGUCUCAGAAGAGGAGAGGGGAAUAUUCCUAGUUCAAUAUGGCGAUUUUGGAAUCUACAAACACUAAUUGUUCACGACGGCGAGGUUAUUAUUGCGCCAACUGAUUUUUGGUACAUGCCUCAAAUCAGGCAUGUUGAGGUCGAAUGGCUUCGUCUCACAGAUCCUCCCAAUGACCAAGAUGACAUUGUUUUGGGAAAUCUGCAAUGGCUGGGGACAAUAUUAGAUUUCAAGUGUAGCGAACAAGUGAUCAAAAAAAUUCCCAAUAUAAAAGAAUUGGUUUUUCGUAAUUGGGAACAGUGUCAUGAUGAUGAGAUGUAUUGUUUGAGCAAUCUCGAUUGUCUAACUAAACUUGAGUCCUUGGAUUGCUUUUUGACUGGAAAGUGUGUAAUCAACUUUCCCCAUUCGCUCAAGAGAUUAAAUCUUUGUAGCAAAGAUUAUUGUUGGGAAGACAUAUUGGAUAAGGUAGGUGAGUUGCCCCAUCUUCAGAAGCUCACACUCAACGAUGGGUGGUUCAACAAAGGGAAGUGGGAAACGACUGAAGACCAAUUUCGCAGCCUCAAAUUCUUGGCUCUUAAGGAUUGUAGUAAUCUAGAAAUCUGGGAAAUUGAAAGCUCCCACUUUCCAUGCCUUGAGCGCCUUCAUCUUUUUGGACUAAAGAAGUUGCAGGAAAUCCCUUUAGAUUUAGUAGAAAUACCCACACUUAGAGAAAUUGUUGUGCGCGGUUGCUGCGAUUCGGCAGUGGUUUCUGCAAAAAGAAUAUCAGAGGAACACGAGGACUAUUACGGGGAAGGAGCCCUUCAAGUUCGCGUUCGUCUCAGGGAGAAGAACGAUGAAGGACUGAUGAGCUUGGAUAGUCCUAACUUUCGUGUUAACCGUUUCUGAUGAGAAUCACUACUACUACUACUAAGCAUAACUGAAAAACAAGUGGGAGAUAAAGAUACUUCGGCUCACAGCCACUUUCUUCACCCAUGUCUGGCCGAGUUCGAUGCUGCAACUCUUGAAUUUUGUGCUUCAUGUUUAGCUUUUUAUGUAUUUUCCGAUGACAGUUGGUGUUGGUUUGGUUUUUGAGGUUCUUAGUUUGGGUCACUUGUUGUGACAAUAUCUUACUAUUUGAUGAUAGCUAAGUUGCUUGUCUGUUGUUC